This is a messenger RNA of Clarias gariepinus (North African catfish), 2879 nucleotides long. It is a transcript of the gene klhl27, whose product is annotated as intracisternal A particle-promoted polypeptide. The transcript is spliced from 10 exons. Gene Ontology annotation, molecular function: protein binding. The record is from RefSeq and is a predicted model, not a curated record. Lineage: Eukaryota; Metazoa; Chordata; Actinopteri; Siluriformes; Clariidae. Bases 329 to 2092 code for a protein of 587 amino acids.
GUAGUUUUAUUACUGAUCCAAUAAAUUAAGUGUUUUCCGCGCUCGGCUAGUUGCGCCUGGUGAGGGCUGAUCAGGCCUGUGAGAUGAUCGCGGAGAAAUCGAUGAAAAUACGGAAGUGCUGUGUUAAGAAGUGGGCAGAAUAACAAUAAACACAUUAAACAAGUCUGGAACAUGCUGAUAGGACCAGGUGGAAAUGCGGCUCGUGUACACCUGAUGAUGUCAUACGGUGUAUUCUAACAAGGUGACCUUUGACCCUUCAUCGCGUCGUUCACCAUGCCCGCUGUCAGAACCUGUUCAGGACGCCUGCCGUGGUAACUCGCCCGCAGCCAUGUCGUCCCCCUGCUCAGCCCCGCCCCCUGGAGGGACGGGAGACGAUCCUCGCCAUUCUUCAGAGCGCCACGCCCACCUGCUGCUGGUGCAGAUGAAUAAGAUGCGUCUGCACGCGGAGCUGUGUGACGUGCGCCUCCUGGUGGGCGGACGGGCGUUUCACGUGCACAAGUUGGUCCUGGCGGCGAGCGGUCCGUAUUUCUCCGCCCUCUUUAACUCUGCGAUGAGCGAGGCCCGCGAGGAGGAGGUGCACAUCGCCGGGGUGGACGCGGACGUGUUCGAGUCCCUGCUGGAGUUUAUAUACACAGGCUGCGUGGAGCUGACGGUGGACAACGUUCAGGACCUCAUGAUGGCGGCGGACAUGCUGCAGCUCGGCGAGCUGGUGCUCAUCUGUGGAGAGUUCCUGAGGAGCCACCUGGACCCGAGUAACUGUGUAGGAGUUUAUCAGUUCCUGGAGCAGAUCAGCUACAACGAGCUCCUGGAGUUCACGCAGAACUACAUCCACGCCCACUUCCUCCAGGUGUGUGAGGCGGAGGAGUUCCCCAACCUGUCGAAGGACCAGCUGGCGUGUUUGCUGCGCAGUGAGGAGCUGCGGAUCGAGGACGAGUAUCAGGUGUUCACCGCGGCCAUGAGCUGGCUCCUGCAUGACAUCACGCACAGGAAGAAGCACGUGGUGGAGAUCCUGGAGCCGAUCCGCUUCCCUCUGCUCUCGCCGCAAAGACUCUAUGCCUACAUUGAGGGUGUGAGCGACUUCAGCCUGAGGGUGGCGCUGCAGACCCUGCUGAGGGAAUACACGGAGACGACGAAAACCCACAAAGACGCCAAAACGGUCGUGCAGCCGACCAAAACCCGGCCUCGGAGGAAGGCACGCAAAUACCUCUACGCUAUCGGAGGUUACACUCGUCUGCAGGGGGGGCGUUGGAGUGACAGUCGAGCGUUGAGCUGCGUGGAGCGUUUCGACUCCUUCAGUCAGUUCUGGACGACCGUCUCCUCUGUCCAUCAGGCCCGCAGUGGGCUGGGCGUCUCUGUCCUCGACGGGAUGAUCUAUGUCGUCGGAGGUGAGAAGGACUCCAUGAUCUUUGAUUGUACUGAGCGCUACGACCCCGUCACCAAACAGUGGGCCGCUGUCGCUUCACUCAACUUUCCACGCUGUGGAGUCGGGGUGUGUCCAUGCCACGGGGCUCUCUAUGCACUCGGCGGUUGGAUCGGUUCUGAAAUCGGGAAGACAAUGGAGCGUUACGAUCCGGAGGAGAAUAAGUGGGAGGUGAUCGAGAACAUGCCCAUACCACGAUACUACUUCGGCUGCUGCGAGCUACAAGGUUCCAUCUACGUGAUUGGCGGGAUCAGUGACGAGGGGACAGAGCUUCGUUCCGCCGAGGUCUACGACCCUAUUUCCCGCCGCUGGCGAGCGCUGCCUGUCAUGAUGACACGGCGGGCAUAUGUGGGUGUGGCCUCACUCAAUAACGCCAUCUAUGCAGUGGGGGGUUGGAAUGAGGCUCUCGGCUCACUGGACACUGUGGAAAAAUACUGUCCUGAGGAGGAGCGGUGGGUGGAGGUGGCGUCCAUGUCGGUGGCACGCGCCGGUGUUAGCGUAUCCGCCGUUAACGGGCUGCUGUACGCUAUCGGAGGACGGAACUCCGGGCGUGACUUCUCCGCUCCGGUCACUGUGGACUCGGUGGAGAUUUACGACCCGCUCCUGGACACCUGGACUGAGAUUGGGAACAUGAUCACGAGCCGCUGCGAUGGGGGCGUGGCUGUGCUCUGACAUGCCCCGCCCCUUCACAUGUUUACAAGUUAAUGUACGCCUGUUAAAUGAAAUACUUGAGGAGCGUGGCGGUCUCUGUGGUCAUACUUGAACACGACGGUGCUACGCCAACGAGCUGGAGAAUUCAGUUACAACUUUGUGUUAAUGUUACAGGCGUGGUGUUCUGAUAGGGGCGUGGCUAUGCUUUCACUGACUCCGCCUCUUUUCACGCCUCAUGCUUACGUCGUGAGUCAUCGGUUUUUAACAUUUUGUCUGAAGUUUAAUAUAAGUGUGAUAUAAAUAGAUGUUAAUCUAGAAGAAAAAGGUUUCUAAACAUUUCAAACAAAGAUAUUUAGUGUAUUUUUAUUGCUGUAAUGAAAGACUGUGGUGAUGUUUGUUUGUUUGUUCUAAAAUUUGUCACUUUAUCCGUCGCACGUUUCUUCUUUUGCUGUAUUUAAGCACCACAAUGAGAAAUUUCAUCCGUAAUUGUUUCUUGUUUACAGCUCAACUUGUGUUUCAUUUCAUCAUGAAAAUAUUCUAUGCUAGCAGACUGGCUGAUUAGCAACUCACUUUGUAUUAGCCUGCUAAAUUAAAUUCGCAUGUGUGUAGGUUAAUUCUGUACUCCUAGGGACGGAUUAGUGUUCUGGAUGCGUGUCUGUUGAACGUCGUUCCAUCACAAACGAAUUGAUUCGAUUGACAACUUCGUCGUGGGCUAAUCCGUUAGUGCAUCACAUCUUAAUCGUUAGUAAUCGCCGUGGGCGUUGCCCAUAACGUGUGUGUGUUCCUGUGUUACAGUAGGAACUCACUU